This is a messenger RNA of Tyto alba (common barn owl), 2687 nucleotides long. RefSeq names its product ankyrin repeat domain 10 (gene ANKRD10). Lineage: Eukaryota; Metazoa; Chordata; Aves; Strigiformes; Tytonidae. The record is from RefSeq and is a predicted model, not a curated record. Bases 247 to 1491 code for a protein of 414 amino acids. The transcript is spliced from 6 exons. Gene Ontology annotation, molecular function: protein binding.
GCAGCCAGCGGCAGCCGCAGUCGCCGCCGCUUCCCGCCUGGGCAGCGCGCCCCUGCCAGCCCGCCUGCUUCUCCUCUCUUCUCUUCUUCCCCUCCUCCCCCACCCCUUCCUCUUCCUCCUCCUUCCUGCUCCCCCUCCCCUCACCCUACCCCUCUCCCCCGCUGCUACCGCCGCCGCCACCCCUCUCGCCGCUCUUCCCCCCCACCCCUCACCCCCCACCACCCCCCCCCGCCCUGCCCGCCCGCCAUGUCGCUGGGAGCCGGCCCCGAGGCGGGUUUCUCCAGCGAGGAGCUGCUGACCCUCCGCUUCCCCCUGCACCGCGCCUGCCGCGACGGGGACCUGCCCGCCUUGUGCGCGCUGCUCCAGAGCUCGCCCCGCUCCGACUUGGCGGCCGAGGAUUCCUUCUACGGCUGGACGCCCAUCCACUGGGCCGCGCACUUCGGCAAGCUGGAGUGCCUAAUGCAGUUAGUAAGAGCUGGAGCUUCUGUAAAUGCCAGUACAACACGUUUUGCUCAAACACCAGCCCACAUUGCUGCUUUUGGAGGACAUCCACAGUGCCUGAAUUGGUUGAUUCAAGUGGGGGCCAACAUAAACAAACAGGAUUAUGUUGGUGAAACUCCUAUUCAUAAAGCAGCACGGUCUGGUAGUAUGGAUUCCAUAAGUGCCCUUGUGGCUCAUGGUGCGCAAAUAGACUUGAGAAAUGCCAGUGGCCUGACAGCAGCAGACCUUGCACAUACCCAGGGCUUCCAAGAAUGUGCUCAGUUUCUCUUGAACCUCCAGAACUGUCACCUGAAUCAUUUCUAUAGCAAUGGCACCUUAAAUGGGGUUCAUCAGAAUGCAGGUCCCAAUCCAUUCAGUGGUGGGACAAGUCGAAAGAGAUCCUUUGAAGAUACGGAGUCUGCUGGAGUAAAGAAGGCUAGAACGGAAGCUUACAGCUUUGAUGGCUUAAUACCAAUGAUGAAUGGAGGAGUUGAGGACGAUGCUGACAAUAUGCACGUUGAUAGAGAGUUUGCUGUUGUAUCAGAUAUGAAUAGCAGUAGCUCCAUAUUGAAUGCACUGACAAAUGGAUGUGCCAUCAAUGGACAUUUGGAUUUCAGCGCCGCGCAGCAGCUCGGUGGGAUGGAUGCCAGGCAUGAGGAGUGUUUAGCACUAACACCUAACGGAAUAAUUCCUGGAAUCACUUCUCCCAGUAGGCAUCGAAUUCAUCCCAGUAACAGCACCGAGGAACCCGAAAAAGCCAUGAACAACUCCACUGACAUGUGUGGAUCCCUACACCUGAACGGAAGCCCCAGUAGCUGCGUUUCUAACCGGCCCUCGUGGGUGGAAGACCCCGGAGACACUCUGCACUAUGGGCACUACCAUGGUUUUGGGGAUACUGCUGAAAGCAUCCCCGAACUUAGUAGUGUUGUUGAGCAUUCCAAUUCUGUCAAGGUCGAACAGAGAUACGACAAUACUGUCCUAGGCACAAUGUAUUUGUAUCACGGCUCCUAGAUGAAUGACCUUUAUAUCAGACGCAUAUUGAAAUUGCUACCAAAUGAAACCGGGGGACAAAAUCCUCACAUAGCAUUAAAUUUGAAGAUUGCGACUUAACUGCUAUUUUUACACUUUGUUUAUAUGAAAGGUAGACCUUUAAUUUGAGAGCCUUAUACAAUAGUUGUAGUUUGUUGCAUGUAUGGGGCUUAUUUAGUGAUAGAAUAGGUGCUGUUAUGAUGGAAUGUUUAUUAUUUUCAUUUUUUUAUUAUGGAAUGUUCUGGUUUUGUAUUUUUUUAUUUCUAAGCUUGUGAACACUAUCUUUCCCUUUUUAGAGCUGUUUUCCCUUUUAUUAAAACAAUGUUUAACUGAAUUUUGUGAAGAAAAUGUUGCGUGUGUGCAUCACUUAGAAGUAAAGAUUUUUCUUUUCCAUAUCUUCUGCUGAAGCUAUGGUAGCAAUAUCAAUGCCAGCUAUCACUAUGCAAGGUUGAAAGUGGCAAUCUUCUGGAGCUUCUCUGACUUUCUAGUUUGUACAUUUCUUUGGUAUAAUUAGAUGUUAAUCUUGAAAUUUUUUGAGCAGGUUGUUUAAAAACGCAGAGGCAAAAUUGGAAGAAGUGACUGUUUCACUUCCUGUAGCGUAGAAGUGCUUUUCGUUGUUGUUGGGCUCUUUGCAUUAUUAUAGAGUGGGAAAGUGGGCUGCCUUUGUUUGGUCGCGGUUGGGUGUGCCUCAGGUUAGCUCUGCAUUUGUGGCGGUUUUCUUUAGCUUCUCUCCUUUAUAUGUAUGCUUGAUAUUUUACCAUAGCUCACAGACCGGAGGCAUGUUGGCGCUGUUCUGCUUUGUACGCGGUUUAAAAUUGCUGUUACUUGUUAUAGAAUUUGCCAAGUCAAAAUAUUUGAGUUUGACUGUCUUGGAUAUACAUUUAUUGUCCUUUUUUUUAACAUAUGCUUUGAAAGUGUAAUGUUGUGUACUCUUUGGGCUAUGCUCACGGAAAAUACAUUGUAUUUAAAGCUUAAUACACAAAUCAAAAUUCAUAUAAGUGCACUGUAUGAGCACUAAUAAGUUGCUGCUUUGUGUUAUGAUAAGUGAAGAAUGGGGAAGAAUAUGGUAAAUGAGAUAAACCUUCUGAAUUGUGUUGAUUUUUUGGUUCUUGUUUUGUUUAAAAAGGGACCUUUAAAUUGGAUUUUAAAAUAAACACACAUAUUACAUUGUAUCUGAA